Messenger RNA from Pseudomyrmex gracilis, 1726 nucleotides. Its product is annotated as WD repeat-containing protein 34-like. Gene Ontology annotation, biological process: intraciliary transport. The transcript has 9 exons. Gene Ontology annotation, cellular component: cytoplasmic dynein complex; ciliary plasm. The record is from RefSeq and is a predicted model, not a curated record. Lineage: Eukaryota; Metazoa; Arthropoda; Insecta; Hymenoptera; Formicidae. Gene Ontology annotation, molecular function: dynein heavy chain binding; dynein light chain binding. The coding region runs from base 179 to 1591 and encodes 470 amino acids.
GGCGAAAGCUGAUCCAAAAAUUUCGAACAGCUGCGAAACAACUGUUAACAGCGUCUACUUGUCAAUGUAAAAAUUAAUGUUCGGAGAGAUUGUAACAUUGUUUUGUAUACAAACGCAUGUAGUACAAGUGCGUAAGUAAAUUUUAAAACAGAAGAGAGCAGAGUGAGAUUGUUGAACAAUGUUUAGCACCAAGUCGUUCGACGUCGUAAGCUUCAAUUCGGAAUUGUCUACUGUGAAGUCGGAGGCGUCCGCAAACGUUCAAACGACAGACAUAGUUCACACCUCCAAUGAUACACAAACUGCAGAAACAAGGACCGUUGGGAUUCAAACUUCGAAUGAACAAAAAACCAACGUGGACGUGAAUUACGACAAACUCGCAGAGUUUCUGAAAAGAGUCACACCGGGUAUUCUCGAGGCCCUCGAUGAAGCUUACGGUAUCAACGCUUUCGACGAUUAUGAUCCGGACGUUACGGAUGGUUCCUCCGCAAAUGUUAAGUUGUUACAAAAAAUCAAUGCGUCGGGACAAUCUAACACUCAGAUUAAAGUGAGCGAUCUAUCGUGGAGCAAUGUCGGCGGAACGUUAGCAGUCGGUCUUGGCCACACUUAUCACGAGGCGUGGUGCGAUCAUCUGUCCGCGAUUCACUUGUACAAUCUCACAACGGAGGACAAUCUCACGGACACACCCAUCAAAACGUUAGAAACGAACGGAUGCGUCACAACGUUAUGUUAUCAUCCGACGGAACCUUCUAUUCUUGCAAUCGGGUCGUCUAAUUGGGAUGUGUCGGUGUGGAAUCUCAGAAACGACGACUCUAUCACGCCCACGCACGUGUGCACGCACAACGAUUGCGUGUCCCAAGUGUGGUGGAGACCGAGAUCGGUGAACGACGUGACGUUGUUGGUGAGCUCCAGCAAGGACGGAUACGUACUGAUUCACAAAUUGUCGGCUAACUUCACAACCGUCCAGCUGCACAAACGAUUCAAGAUAGUGAAGGAACGUAAUCCGGUGGAAAGCGUCAGGCCGCGUAGCGCCGGAGGUACGCGCGAGCGUGCCGCGGAAGCGGGAUUGUGCAUCACGAGUUUUGAUUUUUCUCCGAAGCAUCCGAGUAUAUUCGUCGUCGGGACAUUGUGCGGCGGGAUCUACAAGUGCAGCUUGGACAGCGUGACUCCCAUCGAAGGAGACGCAACGCUCGUGGAUCCUGUGAUCGACGAAUACGAAAGACACGGAGGUAGCGUCACUUGCAUCAAGUGCUCGCCGUUACGUAAUUUAUUUGUCAGCGGCGCCACGGAUAAGGAAAUUCGUAUAUACAAUCUCGAUGAGCACAUCAGUCAGCAAACCGUUUCUGUAGACAAUACAGUCGUGGGAUUAACAUGGAUGAUUGGCAAUCAGGAUGUGUUCGCAGCGUACGGUGCGGACGCGUUUAUAAAAUUCUACAACGUCACAGAUAGCAAAGCCGUGACGUGCGCGAAUUUCAACGUGACUGGCAAGGAUAGCAUCGGUUGCUUACGCAUCAAUUCCAAGAGAGAUAUACUUGCUGUCGGAGAUGUUCGUGGGAAUAUUGAAAUAUGGAAAUUUCCACGUAACUUGUUUUAAACAAACUUAUCUCUGACUGACGCACAUUUUUUGCGAUAUAUCUGCUGAAUUUGUACCGAAACACUAUUACACUUCGUGCUGCACAUACAAAUUUGUUUUUUUUUGUACUGAAAAUAAAAAAGUAUGUUCGUGAAA